AUGGCGACUGCUAACCCCACGCCGGAGUUUCAGCGCAUCCUGCAGACAGUGUCCGCUUCAGGAAGAGACGAUAAAACAUAUUUGGUCGAACAGAGGAACGACGUGUUUGCGUGCCUUCCGACUGGCUACGGGAAGACCGAGAUCUACACCCUAGUUCCCCUUGUUAUGGAGAGGAUGCGCGGUAAACAAUGCAUCAUGUUGGUGGUGUCGCCAUUGUUGUCCCUGAUGCAAGACCAAGUGGAGCGUCUACAGAGAAGAGGGAUUUCAGCGGCAUACAUAGGCGAGACGCAGAAAGACCCAGAGAUCAAGCGAGGCGUUGUGGAGGGGAAAUACAGCCUGGUCUUCGCGUCUCCAGAAGCACUGCUGAACUCUAAAACAUGGCGGGGCAUGCUAACCAGCUCCACUUACCGCGAGAAGCUUGUCGCCAUGACGGUAGAUGAGGCGCAUUGUGUAACGACUUGGGGUAAAGAGUUCAGAAAGGACUACAAGCGACUGGCUGAGCUAAGGUCAUUGGUUGCUGAUGUUCCUGUCCUCGCGCUAACAGCCACAGCCACAGAAGACAUCAGGAAGGACAUCCUUUCGUCCCUGUGUAUGGAGCCUGACACCUACACUGUUUCCAAACCAUCGAACAGGCCAAACAUCAUGUACCAUGCAAUAGCUGCAACCUACGACAUGAAAAAGGAGUUCCACUGGCUUCUAUCUGAACUGAAAGAUAAAGGACAGUCGUGCAGCAAGGUCAUCAUAUACUGUAGAAACAUCAAGGCAUGCUCCCAAAUGUAUAAAGUAUUUAUGAACUCGUUGGGAGAUGAUGGCUACAACCUUGAACAGGACCAAACGAAGUCAUAUAAGAAUAGGUAUGUAGCCAUGUUCCACAGAAGCACAGCUAACACGAAUAAGAAUUUUGUGUUAGAACAGUUCACGAAGACAGAUAGCAUUGUUCGGAUAACAAUUGCCACAAUUGCAUUUGGAAUGGGAAUCAAUGUACCUGAUGUAUAUGCUGUUGUACACUGGGGGGCUCCCCGAAAUGUUGAGGGGUUUUACCAGGAGAGUGGAAGAGCGGGCAGGGAUGGUCAACCUGCUCAUUCACUCAUUCUGCAUCACAGCAGAACUCUAGCGAAAGGUUCAUGCUCACCCAGCAUGGCCUCAUACUGCAAGCUAGGUAACGAUUCUUGUCGAAGGAAAUAUUUGUUAGACUAUUUCGCACUGAAGAGUACCAUUAGAGAGGAGCUGUCUGUAGAGCACACCUGUUGUGAUUCCUGUGGAGAUAGUUCAACUCUACCCUGGCAUACAAACCUGGCAUCUUCAGAAGUCUCAGAUGAAGAGCUUUUAAGAAUAGCAGCCAUUCGCCAGCCAACUUCAGACCAGCUUAAUCUGUUAAGAGAAUCAUUAAAGGACUUUAGAAGGGACUACAUGGAGGAGAUGGGACCUACAAUGUACAGUUUUAAUGUAGUCACUGGAUUUUCCCUAGCCACGAUUGAUUGCAUUGUUGAAUGUUGUGCGACAUUACUGACCAAAGAUGACAUCAUGACUGAUAUUGGCUUGUGGGAUGAAGAAGUAGUGGAUAUGGUUUUCAAUAUUUUAGAUGAAACCUUUCAAGACAAUGUAUAGGAAUGUAUAGCAUUGUAUGGUUGUCUAUGAAUGUAUAUAAUAUGUAAACUAGUUUUCAUACUUUCAUACACACUUAAUCAUCCUAAACAGAGAAAAAUGCUUCUAUAUAUCAAUACUUUAUUUUUUACAAGACUUCAAGAGCAGUGACACUUGUAUGUAAAUAUAUACUGGUUAUUCCCUAUAUUAUACUGCUACCUGUAAGUCACUACCGGUACUGUUUCUAUACAUCAUCACUGUAUUAUUUAUAAGUCAUAUCUUCAAGAGCAAUGAUUGCUGUAUCUGAAUAGUCACUGAAUGGUGGUUAUUCCUUACAUAUGUAGCAUAGUGCCAAGUCACUGAUUACGUCUUCUUUUUUAUAGAAUAUAACGUAAGUGGCGAAUGACCUGGAAAUGACUUGGCAAUGUUUUCAUAUACUAGUAAUAUAUGUAAUACCUUAGUUGAGUACAAGUCUGUGGACAAAAUACAUUGGAGUACCUGAUUUGACCAAACUUAAUCAUGUACAUUAAACUGAUGAAAACAAA
Molecule: messenger RNA, 2129 nt
Organism: Branchiostoma floridae (Florida lancelet)
Lineage: Eukaryota; Metazoa; Chordata; Leptocardii; Amphioxiformes; Branchiostomatidae
Product: ATP-dependent DNA helicase Q-like SIM
Exons: 3
Coding region: 1-1608 (535 amino acids)
Biological process (GO): telomere maintenance; double-strand break repair via homologous recombination
Cellular component (GO): nucleus; nucleoplasm; cytoplasm
Molecular function (GO): nucleic acid binding; 3'-5' DNA helicase activity; ATP binding
Source: RefSeq, a predicted model, not a curated record